AUGUCUGGACCCGUUACCCGCAAGCGAGCGCGGCGCAGCUCAAACGAUGACGACUCUGUCGCUCUAAACAGCACUGCCCAAUCCUCGACGCAGCUAUCCGCACCGGCUUGCGCAAGCUCGAGAACUCGAGACGAAGAGUUCUGGUACGGCGACGGGAGUAUCACCCUGUUCGCUGGCGACAUCGAGUUUCGCGUAUACCAAGGCCUUCUCGCGGAGAACUCCCCCGUAUUCAGAGACAUGUUCUCGCUGCCACAGCCUCCUGUCUCUUCCAUUUCCACCAUCCUCCUCGCCGGCGCCAGCUGCCAGGCUACGGUACACCUUUCAGACUCUCCCGAAGACGUUAGGCAUAUGUUGCGGGUGUUUAUGCCGAAGAACAACAGAAGCCUAUUCACGGCGCCGGAGGACCCCUCAUACCAUACCAUCUCUGCAGCGGUGCGACUGGGACACAAGUACCAGAUGCCUAUGCUCCUUCAACAGGCACUCGAUUACCUGAAGAAUCACUACACAAACGAUUUAGACCCAUGGGACAAUUACUCCGGCUACUGUCCGCCCGGCUUCGACGAUGUCCACUCCAUAGGUGUGGUCAACCUUGCCCGCCUGACAGGCGAGACGAGCCUCCUGCCCACCGCGCUGCUCGCCUGCUGCCAGCUCGAACAGCAACUUUUCGACGGCUUCGAGCGCGAGGACGGCACGCGCGAGCAACUCGCUCUGGGCGACAUCAGCCUCUGCUUCACCGCGCGCGCACGGCUCAUCCACGAGUCGACCCGGCUCGCCCUCUGCGUCUUGCGGCCGAAGGUCUCGGAUGAGUGUAAGACGGCGGCGGGGUGCAAGCGCGGCUUCUUGCGGCUCAUGGAGCGGGUCGAGGCGGACGUCAGCACGAUAGUGGGGAUGGAUCCGUUCCAGUUCAUGAUAGCGUUCGAGGAGGAUGUCUGCCAGGAGGUCGACUUGUGCAAACCCUGUCGGGCGAUGGUCGAUGCCCGCAAUGAUCGCGAAAGACGCGCACUUUGGGAUAGGCUUCCGGAGAUACUCGGCAUCGCCGAACCAGAUCCUGGAGGAGCGGAGGGCGGUGAAGCAGUCGGCGCGACCUGA
This is a messenger RNA of Trametes versicolor FP-101664 SS1, 1089 nucleotides long. RefSeq lists its product as uncharacterized. The transcript is spliced from 2 exons. Bases 1 to 1089 code for a protein of 362 amino acids. The record is from RefSeq and is a predicted model, not a curated record. NCBI's taxonomy places the organism in Eukaryota, Fungi, Basidiomycota, Agaricomycetes, Polyporales, Polyporaceae.